Ceratotherium simum simum (southern white rhinoceros) is the source of this 2131-nucleotide messenger RNA. It is a transcript of the gene TMX3, whose product is annotated as thioredoxin related transmembrane protein 3. The record is from RefSeq and is a predicted model, not a curated record. Lineage: Eukaryota; Metazoa; Chordata; Mammalia; Perissodactyla; Rhinocerotidae. Gene Ontology annotation, cellular component: cell surface; endoplasmic reticulum.
GCCCCCGCCCUCAGCGCGGAGCUUCCGUUCCGCGCCCGCACCGGCGCGCUUCCCUUUCCGAGAGCGCAGGCGGCGGCCGCCGGUGUCUCUCUCCUCUCCGCCAAGUCGGCUCUGACCGCUCCCCUGCGGCGAGCAUGGCAGCUUGGAAAGGCGGGGCUGCCCUGCGGCUCUGCGCCACAGUUGUUUUACUUGAUAUGGCUUUCUGUAAAGGAUUUGUAGAAGAUUUAGAUGAAUCGUUUAAAGACAGUCGAAAAGAUGACAUUUGGCUUGUAGAUUUUUAUGCACCAUGGUGUGGCCACUGUAAAAAACUGGAACCAAUUUGGAAUGAAGUUGGUCUUGAGAUGAAAAGCAUUGGUUCUCCAGUUAAAGUUGGAAAGAUGGAUGCUACUUCCUAUUCUAGCAUUGCUUCAGAGUUUGGAGUUCGAGGUUAUCCAACAAUUAAGCUAUUAAAGGGGGACUUGGCAUAUAAUUAUAGAGGACCACGAACUAAAGAUGAUAUUAUUGAGUUUGCUCACAGAGUAUCUGGGGCUCUAAUUCGGCCACUUCCAAGUCAGCAAAUGUUUGAACAUGUGCGGAAGAGACAUCGUGUAUUUUUCGUUUAUAUAGGUGGAGAGUCACCUUUGAAGGAGAAAUACAUAGAUGCUGCUUCAGAAUUAAUUGUGUAUACAUACUUCUUUUCUGCCUCAGAAGAAGUGGUUCCCGAGUAUGUGACACUGAAAGAGAUGCCCGCUGUGCUUGUUUUCAAAGAUGAAACUUACUUUGUUUAUGAUGAGUACGAAGAUGGUGAUCUGUCAUCUUGGAUCAACAGAGAGAGAUUUCAGAAUUAUCUUACUAUGGAUGGCUUCCUCUUGUAUGAACUGGGAGACACCGGGAAGCUUGUGGCCAUUGCAGUUAUUGAUGAGAAAAACACAUCAAUGGAACACAUGAGAUUGAAGUCAAUUAUUCAGGAAGUUGCUAGAGAUUACAGAGACCAGUUCCACAGGGAUUUUCAGUUUGGCCAUAUGGAUGGAAAUGACUAUAUAAAUACCUUGCUGAUGGAUGAAUUGAAAGUCCCAACUGUGGUUGUACUGAAUACUUCAAACCAACAGUACUUUUUACUAGAUAGACCAAUUAAGAAUGCCGAAGACAUGGUCCAGUUUAUUAAUAACAUUUUGGAUGGCACAGUACAAGCCCAAGGAGGUGAUAGCAUUUUGCAGAGAUUGAAAAGAAUAGUAUUUGAUGCCAAAUCUACUAUAGUGUCUAUAUUCAAGAGCUCUCCACUUAUGGGCUGCUUUCUCUUUGGCCUGCCACUGGGUGUCAUCAGUAUCAUGUGCUAUGGAAUCUACACAGCUGACGCAGAUGGAGGGUACAUAGAAGAACGAUAUGAAGUAUCCAAAAGUGAAAUGGAAAGCCAAGAACUGAUAGAAGAGAGCAAAGAACAAGAGGAGCCAAAGAGUGAGGACUCUCCAGUGCCUACAGUGCAAGAACCCAAAGAUGUAUUAGAAAAGAAGACAGACUGAAACUCACUAAUAUAAAAUAUUUGAUAGGAUUUCCAAUUAUGAAAGUCUAUUUAUUGAAUUUAGACAUUUAAUCAUGUUCUUUACAGAAGAGAACAUGUUAUUUGUAUUUUGGUAAUCUCAACUGCAUGGAUUAAAGUAGUCCUUCCACAAAUGGGGAGAUGUUUGGAGCAAAGAGAUGAAAUGUUUGUGUGAAGCAGACAAACAAAAUCAAAACAUGCCAUCCAAGUUUACCUUAUAGAUGUUUAAUAACAGAUCAGUUCUAUUUGCAUGUUUCUCUAUCUGAAUAUUCUGUGACAAAAUUAAGAUUCUUGGGCAGAAUAUUUAAGUUGGUCAGUCAGGUAGAAGAUACAUGUUUGGUAGAGAAAAAUAAUACCUCCACUUCCUACCAUCCAUUCUCCUCAUAUAUUUUGAAUAUUUAUAUGGACAAAAUUAAGUCUUUAAAAUUUAGGCACUUUAAGGAAAACUAAUCACUUUUUCCACAGAUCAGAUUAAGAUUAUGAGAUUAAAAAUAAUUUGGUUUUGUAUAGCAUAGCGAUUUUAUUUUGUUAUUAUUUUUAAAGGAGAGGAAAUGUUACUUUUUAACUUUAUACUCAGUUGCAUUGUAAAAUUUUCAUAUGGGCCUAUAUAGUGGG